ACAGCGGUUUGUCAACUUGCCGCCUGGUGGGGCGGAUUGGCAGCUAUCCAGAGCAUAUGCCGGCCCAAAAUUGCGAUGAAGUUCAUUGUUUGGUCGCUCGAACUUGUUGCCCUAGUGGGUAUUGGAUGGGCCCUGACGAAUCCUGCCCGGAAUAAUAUGGAGAAGGUAGAGGACGAAACGUAUGCUGCCCAUCGACGUGACGGCGAUGCCAGCGACGCCCCACUGCCUAAGACUUGCUCUGAAUUUUGGUGCAUGGUUGUGCAGGAGAAAUCCAAAUCUAUACUGAUGCUUUGCAACUUCACGGAACAAAACACAAAGAAGUGUGCCGUGUAUUUUCCGAUGCAAGUCGGUCAACGUAUAACGUUCGAUGGCGAUGUACAAGUACUCUGUAAGAAGCAGGAGCAG
Messenger RNA from Ostertagia ostertagi, 405 nucleotides. The record is from the annotation of a GenBank genome assembly. Lineage: Eukaryota; Metazoa; Nematoda; Chromadorea; Rhabditida; Trichostrongylidae.